GUGCUGUUAUGGCUGCCAGCGGGUUGACGGCGAGCGCCGGCGGCUCGGCCAGCGAGGCCCCCGAGGUUCCGGACAACGUGGGCGACUGGCUGCGCGGCGUCUACCGCUUCGCCACCGACCGGAAUGACUUCCGGAGGAAUUUGAUCCUCAAUUUGGGACUCUUUGCUGUGGGAGUGUGGCUGGCCCGGAGUUUGAGUGACAUUGAUUUGAUGGCACCUCAGCCAGGGGUGUAGCCAGAAUGUUUCAGUGUGAUGCAACUGACAUGCGCUCUGCUUUGCCUGUGCACAGACACCAGAGGCAGAGGACAGCACAGUAGCCCUGACACUGCACAGCUCUUCUGCAACAAAGAUCCUAAGCACCACCUCCCUAACCUAUGCUGCUGCUUCCGGUGCCUGAUGUGUUGUCUGUGGUUGCAGUAGCACCUUCAUGAGGAUAGCUCAAGUGGAGACAGCGGGUUUCAGUUCCAACUUAUUUUAAGUGAUUUUAUCAUUCUCAUAUGUUCAAGUCAGCAAAGCAUUGGCUUUAUAAAGUCCCUAAUCUGCUUACCAGUCCUGCUGAUAGCUGUUCUAAAACUGUUCUAAAACUAAAAAAUUGAAUUAGAACCUUUUAAUGUUCCUUUAAGUGUUUAUAUUGAUUAAUAUGUUUCCCCUCUGCGCAGACAGAUGUAUUCUCUGCCUUCAAGUUCUCUUUCUAGAACAAACACAGGGUUUAAAGAGCAAUCUGGUCUUGUUUCCUUUUUUACUCUAAAUAAUUUUUGUUUUUCAGACAGGGUCUCCCAGUGUAGCCUCAAACUCAUGAUCCUCCUGCUUCAGCACUCAGCAAGUGCUAGCCUUACUUGGUGUACCACCACACCUGGCUUUGUUUUUGAAAGGGCCUUUCCUACCAUGGUAACAAAUCAUCACCAUCAUGCCACCUUAGUAAUUGGACUUCAGGGGUACAGCUUUACAUUAGAACCUCAGGCAGUGUGGGCAACUAGGACACUUUAAAACAGUGCCCAGGAGAGGAGGAGCCCUAGCAAAGCUCACAAAAAAGCCUGCAAUAGACAGUAAAAAACCAAACAGCACAAAAAUGCCAUACGUUAUCGCUUCCAAAUAAAAGCUAAAUAUCACAGAAACCUCACAGUGUUGUAAAAAAGCAAGUUUAAAUCUAGCAUGCUAUCCCUGUCAGGAAGAGCCACUUUCUGUCUGAUUUUUCCAUGUCCUAGUGAUAUCUGGCAGGCCUGUAGGAGAGUUCACCUCAAAUGAGGGCAGCAGUAAAUGCUACACAUGUGCCUGGGAAAUGCAGCUGCCUCCUUCAGCCUCACCAUCCCUGUUCCCCACCCCUUCAACACCCUUAAAGUGACAACUGUACUACCCGAAUUCAAACAUUAACACAAGCUACUUAAUCAAAAGAGAGCAUUCACUGGGGAGGCUGCAGUGGCCACUGCAAAGAGAAAAAGGCUUUACUGUGCCUGAUAGGGAGGAAGGCUCUGGGUACUCGAAUUCCAUUUAGAAAUGGAAUGAAUUCCAAAGAUGUGAUUUUACUAAUACCAGAGUAAAAGACAGGGAGUCUUGCUCUGUUCCUCAUGGACAAAGUGGCAGAUGAGAAUAAAUAGCAGACUGGGAACAGAAUAGGCAAGGGCCACAAGCACACGGUCAGUCCCUAAGCACUGCUCACACCUGAGAGAGGCAAAAGCUUCCAAGCUUGCAGAUACCCAUGUUCUGGGUGGAGGAAAGAAGCUGCAUGCCACACAAGGUGAGACCCCAGGAGCAGCAGGCAGUCAGACAAGCCCUGCUCACCCUCACUGCAUUCUGAGAUGGCUUCUGACAACUGACCCAAAGACCAAUCCAAAGCAAACCAUGACUGUUCCAGACCUGAGCCAGGGCCCUGCUCCAGGACUGGGAAGUCAGGAGUGUCCGUGGCUCACCAUGUGCAGACUGUGGUGCACUGGUCUCUGGCUCCUUCUCUGACCACCUCUUCAAAAGGAAGGACUGGCUCAUGACUUGGCUUCCCAGUGUGCAGUGCUGAGAUGGCAGUGGCAGCUUGGGAGAAGCCCCAUGUGAAAGCUUCACACUUGGCAUGGGGACAUCUGCUGCAUGCCCCUCACCCCAUCUUCAACUCUCUCCUAAGAAGGAAUUCUGCAAGCCCUGACCCUUGAUGGUUACCUCGUUUAUGUGGAUAAAUCCUGUGACUUUCACCUUGGAACCAGUCUGUCUGGCCAGCUGCCAGCCUCCGCAACUCCUCAUGUGGUCUGCAGUGCCGCGAGGAGGUCCCGAUUGGUAGGGAACUCAUGACAGAGCAGACAGAACGAUUGCUCUUCCUGCCUGGUCAGUUACCCUCUCCUCUACCCAGAGCCCUCUGUUUUCCAGAAGCAACUGACAAGAGAAUCUUCAUAGAAGUUACUCCUUUAGAUUGGUUUUAUGAAAGGAGGGAAUUUCCAUGUGUUUUCAAAAGAAAGUGACUACCAAUUUUUUGACAGGGCAGGAAUCACGGGGCAUUGUGUCCCCUAGACCCAGUGAGGCAAACCCAGUACUCUUACUGUGGCAAGCCUUAUUUCCCAAGAGGGAAAAUGGAAGGGCAUUUUGAUGCAUGCCUACCAGUCAGGGAAAUGUGUAUGUUCUGUGUUCGUCCUUGCUGCUGGACUGCACCUGAGCUCGGAGAUGGGGUUCUGAGAGUUUUGCACUGCCCUGAACUGUUCUUCGGGUGUAAAAAAGAAUGUAGGCCUGGGUUUUGCACACUUCCUCGACACUGCACACAUCCAGCUUUGAGUCAUUGCAGUGGACCCAAAAACCUAGGAAGCGAAAGGAGAGAAAGAGAAUGACAACCUGGUUUAUAUCUGACAGUGGCAGCCAGGAGAUGGGGGAGAACAUUGGGGCAAUAGAGAGACCUUUUGGUUACUGGUAUGGAGGGAGGGUAAGUGAAUGACACCAGGCUCCCCGUAACCACUGGCUUUCAUCCCACCAAACUCCACCACAAAGACUUCCCUACAGUAUUGACUAACCAAUUUUUGUCCUCGUUUUCUUUAUACACUAUAGCUCUACAGAGGCAGCCAGGACAUGAGCAUUAGGCACAGGAAGAGGGGAAGAGGAAUGGAGGUAGAGGGGAUUGAAUACAGUGCUUGUUUAUAGGCUUGGGCUGCUGAAAAGCUGCUUACAGCCCAUCUGUGUCAGUGGAGCAGCUGGAGACUAGCCUGGGAGAGGGCUGAGGCACCUCUGGAGGGGCCCUGAGACCCAUACUCCUCAAGGUAAGGGAGCUAGUGAGGACACAGAAAGUGUCCUAAAUGUCCUCAAGAGUUAUCUGAGUGAAGCUAGACAGAGCUGUAACAUAUGUAUCACCAUGAAGCCCCGUCACAUUGAGAAGGAAGCUGAGGUCAGCAGAGUUUUUGUACCUAGCCAUAGUAAUCUCAUCAGUAACUAAUACUGCUGCUGCUGCUGUGCUAACCUCCAGCACUGGAUCUAAGUCCUUUAAUAUAACCUUACAUCCUGACUAAACCCCCAACUUUCCUAAUGCUUCUCAUUGAGUUUUAAUAUAUGUAACUUCUCCCUAGCUGACCCAGGGGAAUGAAAAUAAUGGAAAGCAAUAACGUGAACAAACCAACCCUUUUCCAUGUCCCCGACCCCACAGUAAAGCGCACGCACCUCCCUCUGUGUUGUAGCAAUAGGCUGUGUAGUGUCCUGAGCCAAACCCUUUCCCGUGAUGCAUGACCACUGCGGAGAGAUCAUAGGCAAAGGUCUCUUUGUCAAGAGAGGAGAGCAUGUCCCUGCAGCAGUAAGGUUCCAUGGUUAAUACCUGGUCAAAGACGACAUGGACCCCAAUCUUCUCACGAUGAUUACGGCCAGACCACCUACAACAUGAGAUGAAUUUCUUACUAGUGAAGACUUGUACAAGACAGUUAACCAGAGAGCUGAGAAGCACAGCUUUUUUUUUUGCGUUUGCCCUUACUAAUCAAAAUCCACGUGGAUAUCUGCUGUGGAAGUCCCCAUGGAGUAUUUGGCCAGAGAAACCCUUAAAGAAGCAGUUUAGAGCCUAGCCGUGGCGGCACAUGCUUUUAAUCCCAGCACACGGAGGCAGAGGCAGUGAUUCUCUGAGUUCGAGGUCAGCAGGGUCUAUAGAGCAAAUUCCAAGACAGCUAAGGCUAUACAGAGAAACCCUGUCUCGAACCACUCUGCCUCAACAAAAGAAAGAAAAAAGCAGUAGUUUAGGCAUAUCCUCUGUAUACUGCCUGCUCCUUUCACUGGUUCUUUUAUGGUGUAUCUUUAGGAUGAAUUUGCAUAAACAAGGCUAGGAGAGUAUUGGCAGGCAUUAGCUAGAAAUGAAACAGGGCGAGAGAGCAGAAGCCCAGGCUGCUGGCUCGAACAUCGGUUUGUCAUACUGGACAAGAAUGACUCUCCAAGGCAAGUGCAAGGCCCCACAGGAAUAGGCUUCCCUUUCCCAUUCUAAAAACCACAUAUGUCCUCCCAAGCCCUUGAAGCAGCUAUCCCAAAGCUCACCUGAAUCUUUUAAGGUGUAGCCGGAGGACCUGAGGUAGUCUGUAGAUCAUUAACUGCUUCCUAGCUUCACUUAGAACAAGGGGUUUGGGGUUGGAUUUUCGUCGUUUGCCUGUGUGGUUUGAGAAGGUGUAAGACAUAGGCAGUGAGGAAAUCAUCCACAGUCUAGAAUAGACCUCACUUUAUUAUUUAAAGUAGUAAUGUGGCACAUCCUAAACUUGCCCGCACCUCAGCUUCACAGGCCUGAAUGCAGUGGCUCUGGACUGUGGCUAAGAUGAAAGGAGCAAUAGGACCCUGAGGAAACCCUGAGAAUUGGGGCUUUGCACUUGAUAGUGAAGCGGAAGGAGCCUCCAUUCCUCCGUGACCAUAUAUAUAGCCACAUGCUGGCCUCGGAGUGUCCUCUAGACUUCUAAUAUAUGACAGUCACUGCUGUUGGCUCUUACAAGCAGCCAAACCUGAUCCUGAUAGCCAUCAGCAGCUUCCCAAAGUGGUGUAUAUUCCUGAUAGUACAUUCCAGGUACUCUGGAUUGUUUAUAGACUAUAAAAGGUACCUGCUACCACAGUGUACAAAGUACGUUGAAUACACCAGCUGUCUAUGCUUUUACAUUCCUAUCAUUUAAAUUAUCAUGUGCUAAAGUCUAAAAGGCUUUCCUUUUACAUGAGUUAGGCCUAGCCUUACUUCCCUGCUUAUAACUAUCUGCAUACCAAAUGAAGAUGUUAUUCAACAGUCUGAGGCUCAGCUCCCUCACCAGGAGAGAUAUAAUUUUGCUUUGAAUGUUACAUAUAUUUGGGGCUUAGGAAAAAAUACAAUAAAGUGUGAUUAAUAAAGGGCAGAAUAGAAAGCAGAUUUUUCCCAACAUGUUUUGCAUAUGAUAUAAACAAAUGUUUAGAAAAUAAACUUGGGUUGCUAUGGUGGCUAAUCUUGUUUGUCACCUUGAUUCACCUGGGAAAAGGGAGCACUAUUUGGGGAAUUGUUUACAUUAGAUUGGUGUGUGGCCAUGUGGAAGUUCCUUGAUUCUUGAUUGUAGGAGAGCACAGCUCAUGUGGGCUGCACUACCCAUGGGCAACUGGAUCUCAGUGGUAUAAGAAAGGUAACUGGCUGGAAGCAAGCCAGUAAGUAGCUUUUCUGCAUGGUUUCUGCUUCAGGCUCUUACCUGAGUUCCUUCCCUUCCUUCUCUUUAGGAUGGACAGUAUAUAACCUGUAAACUAAAAUAAACACUUUCCCCAAGUUGCUUUGGGUCACACUGUUUAUCAUAGCAACAGAAGCAAACUAGGACAGUAGUUUUGUGAUUUUAUGCCACAGUUUUUGAAAUGGGUUUCUUUUUUCCUUUUUUUGGAGAAAGGGUUUCUCUGUGUAGCCCUAGCUGUCUUUGAACCUACUCUGUAAACCAGUGCCUGCCUUGACCUCCUGAGUGCUGGGAUUAAAGGUGUGUGUACCACUGGCUGUCUGACUGUGUUUCUUUAGACAUGGCGGGAAAGCAGCCAAGUUUAUCUAGUCCAAAAUAAUAAUGCUGACUCUAAUUCUGAUUAUAAACAACUGACUUGUAAGUGAAAUGGACCUCUAAAUCCUUAGGAAAUAGACAAGGGAAUAAAACUUUCUUUUCUUUUUCUUUCUUUCUUCCUUUCUUUUUUCCUGGAAUGAAGAGAUUUAAAGUGUGGGGACAGGGGUGAGGAGAGAGAGAGACAUAGAGAGAGACAGUGGGAGAGCAUAGAAGAGAAAGAGGAGCAUGGUGGGGACUGAGAGGGAGGGGAGGGAAGAGGAGAGAAACCGAAGCAGAGAGAGUGGGAGAGAGGAGAGAGAGAGAGAGACAGAGACAGGGGUCUUUUUUCGAAAAAUAUUUUCAUUAAUUUCAAUCAGAGAGCUCUGUAAGCACUUACUGACUCAUAAGACGCAAUCAGAUGGGACACAACAUUCGUGGUCCACUGUCUCUAAGCUGUUGCUCAGAGGCUCAGAGUAGAAAGCAUGGCAUCUGAUGUCAAGUCCUGUCUAUUGCACAUGUGAGAACAGCACUCUGUGAUAACAGGACAUUAGGGUUAGCUGUUCAGGGCAGGCUGCAUCAGAGUGUGUCUGCUGCUGGAAGACCUUGACCAGCCAGCCACCAGUCAUGACAUGUGGGAUAAGCAAAGAAGCACUCAAAGAGGGGCUUUGCCCUAUUCUCUUCCUGUUUUGUAGCUCUGCUUAGGAAGAUGGCAAUGACUACAAUCCACAGCAGAGGGAGUAUGUGAGCUAUGAUGAAAAUGUAGACUCCGGCUUUGUUUCCCUAAAAUGAAGUUCACAAAGAAACAGAAAUUACUGACUCAGUUGAGACCGACAGGUUUUGUCUCUGUUUAAUUAAGCAAAAAUACAGAAAGGAAGAAGAGUGCCAGUCCUCAAAUCUCAAAAGCAUGAAACCAAUGCAGUUCAGGCCUGCUAGAGCUUUUCUUCUACAUUAUCAGUGGCAUAAAGUCCUGACAGAUCUAAUGGCUAGAUGUGCCAUUAGAAAAGGAUAACUUCUUGAAAAACUAAGAGUAUUUCCUGCCUAAUCUGUCAUAUCCAAAAAUGAGAAAGUUGUUUGUUCCUUAUAGGUAAAAAACUUUGGCUGGGCAUGGUGGUGCAUGUCUUUGAUCCCAGGACUCAGGAGGCAGAGGAAGGCAGAUCUCUGAGUUUGAGGUCAGCCUGAUCUACAGAGUAAGUUCUGGGACAGCCAGGAUACAGAGAGAGAGGAGAGAGAGAGAGAGAGAGAGAGAGAGAGAGAGAGAGAGAAA
This is a messenger RNA of Meriones unguiculatus (Mongolian gerbil), 7211 nucleotides long. RefSeq names its product translocase of outer mitochondrial membrane 6 (gene Tomm6). The coding region runs from base 9 to 233 and encodes 74 amino acids. The transcript is spliced from 3 exons. The record is from RefSeq and is a predicted model, not a curated record. NCBI's taxonomy places the organism in Eukaryota, Metazoa, Chordata, Mammalia, Rodentia, Muridae. Gene Ontology annotation, cellular component: mitochondrial outer membrane translocase complex; mitochondrion.